This is a messenger RNA of Candidula unifasciata, 1422 nucleotides long. The record is from the annotation of a GenBank genome assembly. NCBI's taxonomy places the organism in Eukaryota, Metazoa, Mollusca, Gastropoda, Stylommatophora, Geomitridae.
GUGCUGUUUGCAGUGACUCGUUAUGUGAGUGCACUACACAGGAUCUAUGCUUUCUACAGCUCUCUAGGCUACCAGGAGAGUCCUGACAACACCUUCGUCUUGAGCAAGAUGCAGUUUUGGGUGUUUCUCAAAGAUAUCCACAUGCACCAUGGCUGCCACACACUGACUGAGAUGGACAGGGUGAUAGGAGCUAAUUACCAGAAAUCACACUAUGAGCUUCAUAAUCCAUAUGAAAAGAUUUUACAGAGGCAGUUUAUCAACUAUUUAAUAAUCCUCUCACAUCUGGAAUACAGUCAAGAUUAUCAUGAAAGAAAAGAGACAGGACCCCUGCUUGAUUACUGCUUUUCGCGCUUGAUGGGCGAGAAGGUUCUGUGUCGGGCAUGCCAAGUUGAAAGUCCCAUUUAUGCUGAGACCAGGCGAGCAGUAAAUGCCCUGGUGCAUAUGGAUCAAGCAUAUGCAGUUUACCAGGCUGUCAGCACACAAAGAAAGCAUCCUCCUAGAGAGCCUGUUUUAAAAAUGAGACAGUUCCUGUUUCUGUUGAGGGAUCUUGAACUGAUCAAUGAGGAUUUAACCCCAGAAGCUGUGAUACAAGUGCUUGCUUCUGUGAAUCCCACACUCAGUGAUGGAGAAGGGAGUUAUAAUUUAGAACUCGAAAUGACAUUUCUGGAGUUUUUUGAGGCCCUUAUUGGCUGUGCAGAGAGGUAUGUGACAGAAAAGGUGGUCGUGGAUGCAGCAUCUCCCUGCACCAGUUCAGAUACCACCAGAGAACAGAGUGUGCAUUCAAUCCCAGAAUCCCCAUCCCAGACUGCAAUUCAGAUUGCGGAGGAAGAAUUGGUGGGCUCACAAGUGAACAUCACUUCUCCUCAAGAAAUUGAUCUAUAUUCAGGUGUUUCUGCAUCUACGGCCAUGUUUCUCAAGUUUGUAGUGGGCGAAAUCAAAGAGGAUUCAUGGAGUACUCCUAAACGAGAAGCCUUAAAAUCUAUGGAAGGAGCAUCUUCAAGGAUGCUAAGUAAUGCUAAGGAAAGCAUUUCAAGAAAGCGCAGUUCUUUAAAACCUAGCGGGCCGUCUCUCAUACCACCCAGCAGGCAAUCCAAGACUAUAGCAAACCUUGAGGAAGCAAGUAAAGAAACAGAAGGAUCGGAACAACAACUAGCAAAUGAAGAAACAAGAAAGUUCAACUUCUGGACUCAUCAGAUCCACAUCUUCUUUGUGAGCAAGUUCUUCCCUCACAUGGAGAAGUACCUAGAACUACAGAAGCGAAUAGAGGACAGAAAACUAGAAGAGGCUAGAAACAAGCUUAAGGCAGUUUCAGAAACAGAUAUGACAAUGGGCACAUCAGAAUUUGAGUCGGAGAUGGUGGAGUCGGCAGAGGGAGAUGAUAAUAUUGAAGAGAUGGAACAGCUGCUGGAAAAUGCCCAUUGA